GAAAAUAUCGAAAAUGUUUUGUCGAUCUUUGUUGGUGACAUCAGUGGUCAUUAUGAUCAUGAUCAACGUUAUUUUCAACAUGGUGGACGCAACUAAUAAAAAUAUUGGCCGUAAUAACCAUCGUCAUAAUAAAAGAUCAAUGGCCAUUCAUAAAAAUAAUAUUAUUAAAAAUGAAUCCAGUUUUUGGCAUAAACCAUCACUUCUUUCCUCGGCACAAUCAUUCCAGAUGCCCAUACAUGAAAAUCCAUCCACCGAUGUCUAUCGAUCAAAUCAGAAUCAGAAUCGUAAUCAACAGAAAAAUAUGAUCAUCACCACCACCACUACACAUCAAGGAUGGAAACCAUCAAAUCUAAAGAAUUUGUUGAUUGAUAAACAACACAAUCAACAACCGACCAUCAAUAAAAAUGAAGGCAUGAUUCCAAUUAUCAAGGCAAAUCAUUUAUUCACUACGCCAAUUCUACAACGAUCCAACAAAAUUGUCAAUCAUUCCACUUCAACCAAUGCCCAUUUCACUAACAAUCAUCACCAUCAUCCUCAUCGGGCCAUGUCUGGUCGAUCAUCAACAUCAUUAGCAUCAUUAGCAUCAUUGAGGAAAUCGCCCAGCAUUGAGAAUCUGAAUUUUGUUGAAAAUAAUCGCCAUUUAUGGAAUAGUCUGACCAGUUCGUCGAUAAGCAAUGAUUUAUUGGACAAUGAAUUGAAUCAAAUACAAACAGAAAUUAUCAAAAAAUAUAAACCACCAUUAGAUUCGAUGAAUUCGCUAGGCAAACAGAUUGCAUUGUUUUUAUUGAAUCGUAAUCGGGAAAGCAAUCCCACAGCAACAACAACUUCAAUGGCCAAACAUGCUAUUCAACCCAUUACAAAAGCGAUGAAAUCAACCAAUAUUCAAACACUAAAUAGCCAAUCGUAUCAGGAUCAAUCAAUGCCAAACGCCUAUAUUUCCAUGGAUACUUUGCCCAUGUCAUCGCCUAGAUAUGAAGCCAUUAUUGUCGACCAUAAAACUCAACAACAUUCCAACGGCCCAAACAAUCCGAUUUCAGAUACUAGGACCAUAUCACCAUCAUAUCUCACCACUAUUGGCCAAACACAAAUGCCAAUCAAAAAUUUAUUUGUUACAGUUCCAUUUGGCAUUGAUUCAUCAACAGCGAUCAAUGCCGAAUGGCCAUCACUUGUCCAACAUAAUGGCCAAGGUGAUGAUGCUGAUGACGAUGGCGGUAGUGAUGGCCGCAAAACAUACGUAUCAUCCACAUCAAUCAUCAAUCAGGAUAGUUUUCAUCCGCAGCAACAACAUCCCAAUCAACGACCUCGCACAUCAACGAUGAUCAAGUCAUCAUCAUCAUCAUCGUCAUUAAUGAAUAAUGAGCCGACAGACUUUGUUUUUAUGGCUGCCAAUUUAGCCACCACCAACAAAGAUCGAUUGAUAGAAGCACCAUCUACGUUGAAAGCAUCAUCAUCGAUGACAGGUUCGAUCACAACCAAUUUUCAUCAACAUCAUCCACAGGCCAAUGCUAAUAAUAAUAAUAAUAAUGAUAUUGGCACCUCAGCAUUCAUACCAAUACAAUCAUCAAAUUCAAUUUCCUUCGAACCUUUACUAAUCACUAAUAAUCAGUUAGUUGGUAGUGUGAGCAAUAUACAAAAUUAUAAUGAUCAACAACAACAGCAGUAUUAUCAGCAGCCACAACAAGCAAAUGAACAAUUUCAUUGGAGCCCAGAAGUUAAAAAUGUUGUAUUAAAAAUGGAAUUACCGGUGCAUGUCACCGGUUCAAGUAAUCGGCCAUCCCCGUCAACUAUUUCGCAAAAUUAUCAUUAUCGACCAACAUAUCGUGCUAGUAACGAUGACGAUGAUGAUGGUGGCGAUGGCAAUAAUGGCAAUAACAACAAUAACAACAAUAACGAUGAUUAUUUGAAUUCGAUGCAACCAUCGCCAUCACCGAAAUCGUCAUAUCUGCAGGAUGAUAUUCAUAAUAGUGAUAGUGGUAACAGUUAUCAAUUAUCACUGCCUUAUCCCAUGCAACAACAAUCGAUACCGUCAACAACAAAAUAUCGAUCCAAUCAUAAUCAUCAUCCUCAUUUCAAACAACAACAAUCGAAAAUGAUGAAUAUCUAUAGUGAUAAUAACAAUCAAAUGCCUACUACAAUCAACAUGGAUCAUUUGGACCAAUUGAUCGAUGCGCCGCAUCAUUAUUAUUUUUAACACCCAUUUUAAAGUUACUGGCAAGGAUAAAAGAAGGAAGAAGAUGAACAACAUGCAAACUGUCACUUGAUUUCGAUGGAACAAAAACCAUAAAUUUGACAUCGACCAUGAUGAUGAUUUUAUUAUUAUUUUUCAUUACAAUCAAUGAUUACAAUCAA
This is a messenger RNA of Dermatophagoides pteronyssinus (European house dust mite), 2349 nucleotides long. RefSeq lists its product as uncharacterized. NCBI's taxonomy places the organism in Eukaryota, Metazoa, Arthropoda, Arachnida, Sarcoptiformes, Pyroglyphidae. The record is from RefSeq and is a predicted model, not a curated record.